CAGACCACGCAACACAACACACUCUUACAGUAGUGCACGCGCCCGUUAUAUAGCCAGCUCGCCGGCGCGCCGCUAUCACCAGUCACCACCACUCCUUGGUCCGACAGAUGAUUCCAGCCGUUGCUUGUAUCGGAAACAGCGGCACUGACGACGUGACGAUGGCGCCGCCGGCGCCAGUCAAGACGGGGUCAUGGAGCCCCGAGGAGGACGCGCUGCUGUCGGCCCUCGUCCGGCAGCACGGCGCGCGGCGGUGGAGCGUGAUCAGCGCCGGCGUCCCCGGGCGCACGGGCAAGUCAUGCAGGCUCCGCUGGUGCAACCAGCUCAGCCCGGACGUGCAGCACCGCCCCUUCACGGCGCAGGAGGACGCGCUCAUCGUCGCCGCGCAGGCACGCUACGGCAACAAGUGGGCCGACAUCGCGCGCCUCCUCCCCGGCCGCACCGACAACUCCGUCAAGAACCACUGGAACUCCAACCUCCGCAGGUGCCAGCGCCGCGCCAGGGCCAUGGCCGCCGCGCGUGCCUCCUCCUCGUCGUCCGGAUCGGCCGCGACAGCCAAGACGCAGCAGGAGCAAGUCGUGCGCGUGGACAGGAAGGACGAGACGCCGCCGGCGGCCGAGCACGGUGCAGCCACUGCCGUCGUUAAUGAGCCGCCGCCAAUGCUGUCGCUGACGCUGACCCUGGGCCUGCCCCAGAUGGCCGCGGACGGGGCGUCGGAGGAAGCUAAUGCAAAGGCAAAGACACCAUCGUCGGCGGGCGCGGGGGACGAUGACGCGCGGCUCAUGGCGGCGAUGCGGCAGGUGGUGAGGGAAGAGGUGGAGCGGCAGGCAGGGCAGCUCUUAUACUCGGUCGUCAUGGCCAGCAACGCUGCCAGAGCCGACGGAACAUCGCCGUCCGAUCGCCCGACCAACGGCCACCACUAAGGUGGAUAUAUAUACCAUAAUAUAUGGAUGGUUUUCCGUGUGCCCCCUUUCAUUAGUGUUUGUGUUGUUUUAAGACAUUCUCCUGAGAGAAGAGAAUCGAAUCAUGUAAUAUCUUCCAUGUUUGCUAUUCGCAAGUUGCCUAAA
Hordeum vulgare subsp. vulgare (domesticated barley) is the source of this 1064-nucleotide messenger RNA. Its product is annotated as transcription factor MYB56-like. Lineage: Eukaryota; Viridiplantae; Streptophyta; Magnoliopsida; Poales; Poaceae. The transcript has a single exon. The coding region runs from base 108 to 920 and encodes 270 amino acids. Gene Ontology annotation, molecular function: DNA-binding transcription factor activity, RNA polymerase II-specific; RNA polymerase II cis-regulatory region sequence-specific DNA binding. Gene Ontology annotation, cellular component: nucleus. The record is from RefSeq and is a predicted model, not a curated record. Gene Ontology annotation, biological process: regulation of DNA-templated transcription.